Beauveria bassiana ARSEF 2860 is the source of this 1575-nucleotide messenger RNA. Its product is annotated as Golgi matrix protein, putative. Lineage: Eukaryota; Fungi; Ascomycota; Sordariomycetes; Hypocreales; Cordycipitaceae. Gene Ontology annotation, cellular component: Golgi apparatus. The record is from RefSeq and is a predicted model, not a curated record. Gene Ontology annotation, molecular function: small GTPase binding. The transcript is spliced from 3 exons. The coding region runs from base 1 to 1575 and encodes 524 amino acids. Gene Ontology annotation, biological process: Golgi organization; endoplasmic reticulum to Golgi vesicle-mediated transport.
AUGUCCUCUGCAGCGGCCGCCGACGCCACGCAGGUGCCCAAUCCAGCGGGGUCGAAAAAGAAGAAUAACAAGAAGAAGAAGAAUGCCAAUAAGAACAAGGAAGAUGUUUUUACCGGUGUCGAUAAGCCACAAGACGGCGACGGCCACGAGCAUGGCAACGAACAGGAGCAGUCCAAUGACGAGGCUGUCAACAACCGCACCAACGGGCAUACCAUAGAUUCUGGAAACAAAAGCGAUGCCACCGACGAUGACAGAGGCCGAGAAGCCCUCCAAGCAGAGGUCGAGCAAUUACGCAAACAACUAGAAACUAUACAACAGACACACAAAACCGAGAUCGAGCGACUACAAACCGAACUGGAAGAAAGCAACACUGCCAAGGAGACGGCAGAGGAGCAAUAUCAGACGCUACUUGAGCGUGUAGAAAAGAUCAAGGAGACCCUGAGCGACAGAUUACGGCGCGACAAAGCAGAGCUAGAAGAAGCUAAAGAGCGAAUAGAGGAGCUCGAGACCCAAAAUGAGCAGCUCGAAAAGUCGGCCAAUUCUUCGGACAAGGACCAUCACAGGCUCCGUGAAGAGCUGCAAGACGCCAAUCGCGAGCUGGCGACACUACGCAGUCGCAACAACCUAUCGACGCAAAACUGGAACAAGGAGCGCGAGGACCUGGUGCGCACGGUGCAGCACCUCAAGGAGGAGAUGGAGACGACGGCCAACGCCAUGGGCGAGUGGGAGGUCAUCGCCAUGGAGGAGCGCUCCGUCAAGGAGAGCCUCGGCGACAAAAUUGCGGAGCUCGAGGAGCAAAUAGCCUCGCUCAGGCAAGGCUACGAGAGCGCGGCCAGCGAGCGCGACAGCCAGUCGACGCUGAUUGACAAUCUGCAGAAUGCGCUGCGCGAGAUUCAGGACGCGCGCAAGAAGGAGCUCCGCGACAUGGUUGAGAGUACCGAGGCGCAGCUGCAGGCGCAAAAGAAGUUGGCGGCCGAGGCCGAGGCGCGCGCCGCAGAAGCUCACGAUGCCAGGGAGACGCUGUCCAAGGAGCUGGAACGGACCGCGCCCUUUGAGAAGGAGGUCAAGGAGAAAAACCUACUCAUCGGCAAGCUCAGGCACGAGGCCAUUGUGCUCAACGAUCACCUCACAAAGGCUCUGCGCUACCUCAAAAAGACCAAGCCGGAGGAAAACGUCGAUAGACAAGUCGUCACCAACCACCUGCUGCACUUCCUCACACUGGACCGCGGCGACGUCAAGCGCUUCCAAGUCCUGCAGAUCAUGGCAGGCUACUUGGACUGGAACGACGAGCAGCGGGAGCAGGCCGGCCUCUCCCGUCCAGGCGGCUCCGGCGGCUCACUGCGUCUGCCCACGUCGCCGUUCCACCGCACCCCGAGCUCGCCGUCCCUGCACACCGACCUGCUCUCGGAGCCCACCUCGGCUAAGGACAAGGAGUCGUUGGCCGAACUCUGGGCCGGCUUUCUGGAGCGCAGCGCCAAGGAAGGUCUGCCCGACGGCGGCUAUGCACCCUCCUCGUCGUCACGCAAGACGAGUGUCAGCAGCGCGGCGACGGGGACGACGGAAAAGAGACCGUGA